UUGGGGGGGGAGAAUAGCAUAGUGUCGUUUUCAGAACAUAUACAUAUAUUUCUACAGACACGCUGCAGUAAAACGCGUAGGCCUAAUGACGGAAAGUGGAUAAAAACAAAUUGCCUGGUCAAAGUUGUUUCGGGAUUUUCCAACUGGACAGUUGACUUGGUCUCAAAUUGUAGUUUAAAAAGUACGAAAUUACCCAGUUGCCCUGUUCAUAUUUAUCAUGGAGGUCUCCACAAACGGGUCGAGUUUUGGUGUUGACUCUCUGCUGUCUCACAGACCAGCAAGCCCACACUUUUUGAAAGGAGACAGUUCGAUCGAAAAAUGCCGGUCUCCACUGGAGUUAAGUCCGAGGUCCGUCCUGGAAAGCGGCUGCUCAUCUCCCCUCUCCCCGCGACUGGAGUCUGUCGAAGAUGCAAUGCACAGACAUGAUUUUGCACUGGAGGCCUCGCUACAGCUUGGGCAACUGCCCCAGCCACGGACAGUCGCAUCAUCUUUUCUUAUUCGGGAUAUUCUUGCAGACUGUAACAAACCACUUGCAGCAUGUGCCCCUUACAAGAGUCAUGAACAUCCCAUGCCAGACUCCGAGCAUUUUGAGUCCAAAAUAGCGGACGACUUUAUGGAUAAAAUCCACAGCAACUCGUCCUCGGAAAAUGAAUACAAAGCGCGAGACCGUGACAUGGACAGCAGCAGAGACAGUCCGUCGUCUCGGCUGAAGAAGCCCCGGAAAGCUCGAACCGCUUUCAGUGAUCACCAGCUGGCCCAGCUUGAGCGCAGCUUCGAAAGGCAGAAAUAUCUGAGUGUGCAGGACAGAAUGGAGUUGGCAGCUUCGCUCAACCUCAGCGACACUCAGGUCAAAACUUGGUACCAGAACAGACGAACGAAAUGGAAGCGCCAGACCGCGGUUGGACUGGAAUUGUUGGCCGAAGCUGGCAACUACUCGACUCUUCAAAGAAUGUUUCCCUCGCCAUAUUUUUACUCACAAAGUCUGGUUUCGAACCUAGAUACCACAGCGGGCUUAUAUCUGUACAGAGGACCCUCGGCACCACCACCUAUCCAGCGUCCGCUGUUUCCACGAAUCCUCCUCCAUGGUCUUCAGGGAGGCGGGGAGUCGCUCUCCUCUCUAUCUGGGGUCCUCCCUCGACCUACACAUCGAUGAACGGACAUAGCUGUCAGCAGCCACGCAAGCUCCUCGCUGACAAACAAAUGGGACUGCACAUGAACAAAAUUACAUGACUUUGAAAGUCGAAACUUUUAUUUGGGUCGAUAUUUGUGAAAUGUAGUGAACAGUUUGGCUUUAGGGGAAAAAUGACAAAUAAACAUGUUUGUAGGCCAAUGUGUA
Molecule: messenger RNA, 1336 nt
Organism: Oncorhynchus masou masou (cherry salmon)
Lineage: Eukaryota; Metazoa; Chordata; Actinopteri; Salmoniformes; Salmonidae
Gene: barhl1a
Product: BarH-like homeobox 1a
Exons: 3
Coding region: 218-1153 (311 amino acids)
Biological process (GO): regulation of DNA-templated transcription
Molecular function (GO): DNA-binding transcription factor activity, RNA polymerase II-specific; DNA binding
Source: RefSeq, a predicted model, not a curated record